AUGUCUCUUGCAGCUCCCUCACCAGUUGAUUCAACCCAACAUACGGUCCCUGACAUUAGGCGGCCAAAUAUAAAUUUUAGUCCUAGUGUUUGGGGGCAUAUUUUCCUUCAAUAUGAUUCUGAAUCCAUGGGAAUCAUUAAUGACAACAUGAAGCAACAAGUACAAAUGCCAAAAGAAGAAGUAAAGAAGAUUUUUCUAUCUUGCAAGAAUGAUGUUUCCCAACAACUAAACUUGAUUGACUCAUUGCAUCGUUUGGGAAUAUCUUAUCAUUUUGAAAGUGAAAUUGAUGAAGCAUUAAAACAAAUCUACACAAAAUUUACUAACAAUAAGGAAAUAACCACUAAUGAAGGUGGCCUUCACUUUCUUGCGUUAGCAUUUCGUUUGCUCUGGCAAAAAGGAUAUCAAAUUUCAUCAGAGAUAUUUGAAAAAUUCAAAAAUAAUGAAGAAAACUUCAAUGAAAAGCUUUCCAAAGAUGUACAAGGAAUGUGGAGCUUGUAUGAAGCUACACAAUUAAGGGUUCAUAAUGAAGAUAUACUAGAUGAAGCACUUGAUUUCACAUACUCUCACCUCAAUUCCUACAUCAACACUCAAUUGAGUCCUUUUCUAUGUACACAAAUACGUCGCUGCUUAAAUACACCUUUUCACAAGGGAGUUCCUAGGUUGGAAACAUGGUAUCACAUUUCUUCAUACAAUGAAGAACCUUCCCAUGAUAAAGUUAUUUUGAAUUUUGCAAAAUUAGAUUUCAAUAUGAUGCAGAAGAUGUACCAAAAAGAACUCGGGGGUAUCACCAAGUGGUGGAAAGAAUCAGACUUUGGAACAAAAGUUCCUUAUGCAAGGGAUAGAGUUGUGCAGGGUUACUUUUGGCUAUUAACCAUGUCCUAUGAACCUAGAUAUACCCUUGCAAGAAAGUUAGGGACAAAAUUGGCAUUAUGCCUAUCUCUUUUAGAUGAUACUUAUGAUGCAUUUGGUACAGUUGAAGAACUUGAACUCUUCACACAGGCAAUCCAAAGGUGGGAUAUAAGUCUCAUUCAAUCCCUUCCAGAGUGCAUGAAAGUUGUAUUUAAUACAAUUUUAGAAUUGUGGGAUGAAUAUGAGACAACAAUUGUAGAGAAUGGAAAAUCAAGUUUAUUGUUGCAUUUUAUAAAUUGGCAAAAUCCUACUUGGUUGAAGCAAAAUGGUGCAAUGAAGGAUUUAUUCCAACUUACAAUGAAUACAAAGCUAAUGGAAUUAUAUCUUCUACACUCUCACUUCAACUUACUAUCUUUUCUUGGUCUUGGAGAAUUUUCAAACAAAGAGUUACUUGAUUGGAUUUUCAGCGACCCAACAAUCAUCAAUGCUGCAGCAGCUAUUGCUAGACUCACCGAUGACAAAUCCUCACAUAAGUUUGAGCAGCAAAGAGUGCAUGUUGCUUCUGCAGUUGAAUGUUGCAUGAAGCAAUAUGAUAUGUCACAAGAGGAAGCUUACAAACUCAUUCUGAAAGAGAUCGAAGAUUAUUGGAUAGUUAUGAAUGAAGAGUGUCUCAAAUUAGACUGCAUCCCAAGCCCAGUGGUCGAAAGUAUUGUUAAUGUGGCGCGAGUAGCCGAGUUCACAUACGAAAACUUUGAGGAUAAAUACACAAAUGGGGAAUUGCUGAAAGACUACAUUGUUAAACUGAUUCUAAAACCUAUAAGCAUUUAG
Medicago truncatula (barrel medic) is the source of this 1677-nucleotide messenger RNA. RefSeq names its product (-)-germacrene D synthase. Gene Ontology annotation, molecular function: magnesium ion binding; terpene synthase activity. Lineage: Eukaryota; Viridiplantae; Streptophyta; Magnoliopsida; Fabales; Fabaceae. Gene Ontology annotation, biological process: diterpenoid biosynthetic process. The coding region runs from base 1 to 1677 and encodes 558 amino acids. The transcript is spliced from 7 exons. The record is from RefSeq and is a predicted model, not a curated record.